Messenger RNA from Vitrella brassicaformis, 2896 nucleotides. NCBI's taxonomy places the organism in Eukaryota, Vitrellaceae. The record is from the annotation of a GenBank genome assembly.
AUGCACUGCAAAGGACGUACGCCAUCCUGGCACUAUGGCGCACAUCAUACCCACCAUUCUUCUGUCCACAGCCAAGUUCUGAUGUAUCUCUGUAUGCGCGUGCGUGUGUGUGCAGUCAUCCACCGUGACCUGAAACCGCAGAACAUCCUCAUGACCAACAACUGGAUCGUCAAAAUCGCCGAUUUCGGUCAGUCACCGCACACAAGAGAUCCAUCCAUCCAUCCAUUCCGCCUCUUUGCUCUCUCUGUGUUCGUUCCCCAGGUUUGGCCCGCACGGUGAAGAUUCCGAAUAAGUUGAUGUCGCACAAGGUGGCCACUCAGUGGUGAGCACACAACCCAAUACCCUCACACCCUCACACACAUACAGACAUACAGAGCAUCGCACAGUGCAUUCAGCAGUGUCUCUCUCUCUGUGUGUUGGUGUGUGUGCAGGUAUCGCCCGCCCGAGUUGUUCAUGGGACCGGCCAACUUCAAGUACACCUAUGCCCUGGACAUCUGGUCAGCCGACAAACGGCACAACACUCAGAGAGGGGAGAGGGGGAGAGGGAGAGGGAGGAGACCUGUGCACUGUGGUGUGUGUAUGUGUGUGGGUCACGUGCCGUCGUCAGGUCCACUGGGUGCAUCUUCAUAGAGUUGACGAGCGGCAUGCCGGCCUUCAACGGCCACACUGAGGUGCGCUGCACAACCAAACACCACACACACACACACACACCUGUCUGCCUGUGUGCCCAUCUGUCCGUGUCUACGUGUGUGUGUCUGUCUGUGUCUGUGUCUGUGUUGCCACAUGUCUGUCAGUUUGAGACGUUGAUGAAGAUUCUCAACACGCUGGGCACCCCCACCAAUGCCAUCUGGCCGGGCAGCGAAGCGUUCACCUACGCCGACCAGUUCAAUGUGCGCCCCCCCCACACAAGACAAUACAACACAACUCAUUCAUCUAUCUAUCUCUCUGUGUGUCUGUGUGUGUGCAGAGUUUCCCCAAGUCUGUGCGCGACCCGCGCGACGGCAUCACUGCGCUGCUGCGCCGCAGCGACGACUCCAUCUCCGAGGCCGCCGGGUACCAUCCCUAUGGCCGCACCGAUGUGGAUCGCAACUCACUGCUGGUGGAUCUGAUCACUCGGUGGGCCGGGGAGCGGUGAGGUGGUGUGAGGAUCAUGUGUGUGAUGUGGAUGCGGUUGUCUGUGGAUGUUCAGUAUGUUGCCGUAUCAGCCGGACCGUCGCAUCACGGCUGUGCAGGCGUUGUACCACCCCUUCUUCGACAUCGUUGACAAGACAAAGUAAGUGGGCCAAGGAGAACACACACACACACACACACAUACACACAGACACACACACACACACACACAGAGAGAGAGAGAGAGAGAGCUGGAUGGACACGUCUCUUCUUUGCUUCUUGUCGUUUGUGUGUGCAGGUACCACAACUUCCUGGGCGAGUUGCAGGCCAACUAUCCUGAGGGUACGUAUACGUAUGGUAGAGAGAGGAGACACAAACCCCCUCCCUCCUGCCCCCCUUGCCCACACACAAAGAUACAGAGAGACACAGAGAGAGAGAGAGAGAUACCCACCACCCACCCAUCACCUCUUCCCCUCUCUCUCUGUCUCCAUCCAUCCAUCCCAUGUAGGGUUUCCCGUGAUGCCGCCGAACCCGCCCUUCCCCGAGGUCAACUACGGCAUCCCCGACGACCACAUGGACAUCGACGAUGACAAGAUGGACAUCGACGACGGACCGGCACCGGCCGCCGCCGCCGCCGCCGCCGCUGCUGCUAGCGGUGGUGGCAGUGGCAGUGGCUCCAAGCGCCGCCGUGUCCGCCGUGGCCCCACACAGGGCAACAACCAGGCUGCCGUGGGCGGGGGGGAGGGGGUGCGGAUGUCGCCCCGUCUGCAGGAGAAGCGGGAGAACGGCCAGGAACCUAUCAAUUACGCCCAGCUGUCCAAGGGCAAGGGCAAGAAGCGCGACCGCGACGGCCACGCCAAAUAGACCAGCAACACACACCACGCACACACAUACACAGAUGGACGUGCUGAAGGGGGAGUGUGUGUGUGAGAAUGCUGUGGCCGCCUGGCUGUAUGGUGACUCACUGGUGAGUAUGAGUGUUUGUUGUGGUGCUGUGGUCGUCCGCCUGUCCGUUCGUAUUGUAUUGUGUUAUAUUGUGUUGUGUUGUAUUGUAUUGUAUUGUCUCUCUCAGUGAUUUUGCUUUUUGGGAGAGAGAGAGAGAGAGAGAGAGAGAAAGAGAGAGAGAAAGAGAGAGAGAGAGAGAGAGAGGUCUGAUACACACAGGUCAGCCACACGCACGCAGCUCUGCAUCUGUUUUGAUACCAUCACACACACCCACACAUAACGAAACGCACCCAGGUAUUGCGUGGAUGGGUGGCUAUCAAUCUGGUUUUGUUUUUUGGCAGACGGUGAGCCGAACCGACAAACACACACACACCCGCACACUACACCACACCACACCACCUCUGCCAGCGCCAGUUAGUUGCCCAAUGCCGCGGUCUCUGACCUUUGGCCGCUCUUUGACUGAGCUUUAGGAUAGACAGGAGCAGUGAUGGGAUAGCUAGUGGGUGCUGGGAGGGGGAGGGGUGGUGUGUGUGGCCUGCCUGGGAUGUGUGUGAGUGGACGGACAGACUAACCGACAAGACAAACAGACAGACAGCGCACCCCACACACACAGAGAAACACAGAGACCCUCCGUGCCGUCCCCUUUUUUGCGCGUUUCCGUGCUGUGGCCGGCCCUGGUGCCUGCCUGUAUGCAUGCGAGUGUUUGGGCGUGUCUGGUAGUUUCCAUGGCUGGCUGGCUCAGUGCUUUGAUGGAUCGAUUCGAUGCAUGGGUUGAUUGCAUUGGCGCACGUGUGUUUGGCUGCUGGCGGGCGUGGACGAUCGAUGCGACACUUAGCGAGGC